GGUAAAGUGGAAGGCGGUUCUUGGCAUUCUUCCUGGGAGCACAAACACAGCUAUUUCACCAACAAAUUUCUCUCAGUUUCCUUCUUUAGAUACACCACAGUUACGCCAAUCUGUAUUUAGUGCUGCCCCUAAAAAUUAGGGUUCUCUGUGAUUUCGAUAGGAUAUAUUUGGAUUCUCUGCGAUUUUCAAUUUGGGCAUCCAUCAGAUUCGGCUCUGUUGGCUGUUGGGAGUACAAGAAUAUAUAAAAAAAUCAAAUCUUGCGCUCGUUUCUUGCUGAAAGAUAGGGGCAAAAAUGGCUCCUUGGAACAGGCGUGGAGGCUUGGUGUCUGGGUUGGUGAGGAGCCACUCGUUUGGCCGGAAAAGGGUCGCCUUGCCGGUUUCUCUCAUGGAGGAGGAGGUGGAGGAGCCGGCGAAGAGACACUGCUGCUCGGAGGCUUCUCCUCCGGCUUGUGGGAACUCGGUUCUUGAAUCUUUGCCUCUUGAUGUUUUGAUUAGGAUUGUUUGUAGGGCGGAUCACGAUGAUUUGAAGAGCUUGUUUCAUGUUUCUAAGGCCAUUAGAGAAGCGACGGUAAUUGCAAAGAAAUGGCAUUUCGAGUAUAGCACGCCGAGGAAAACCAUUGGUUUCAAGGACACGAAUGGUUCGAAGCAUUUGAGCGAUUCGGAUGCGGUUGAGGCCCCGAAUGCUCCGAAGCAUUCGAAGAUCCCUAAAUCUCGGCUGAGCAGCAAAAAACUAACCGAUAUAUCAGUUGUGCUCUUCACAUCGGACGGUGUCGAGAACUGGCCGCGAAGGGGUGAGUUGUUCGUGUGAACGGAAAGAGAGAUAUAGUUAGGGAAGAAAGAUGGCCAUAUUUAUAGGUAGGAAGCAGGCGGUUUUGGUUUUUGUACAUGCAUUGUUGUACAAAUGGUAGCUGUUGUACAUUAAAUUAUGGUGAUCUUCGUGAGCCGGUUCGCUUUUAUUCUUCAAUCGAUUCAUUGAAGAACGACCGGGCUGGAUCGGUAGAUUGUAUCUUUGUACAAGUAGCUAUUGGAGACAUAGAAUGAAUGAAUGAUGUGUUGAAUGAGAUUUGCAUAUAAGUCUCAGCUCUUGUAGUAACAGUGGAGUGUGAUCUAUCUUGGUAGAUGUGAAGUACUAAUAAAAUAGUAAGAAAGUUUCUUUCUUGGU
Cuscuta campestris is the source of this 1162-nucleotide messenger RNA. The record is from the annotation of a GenBank genome assembly. NCBI's taxonomy places the organism in Eukaryota, Viridiplantae, Streptophyta, Magnoliopsida, Solanales, Convolvulaceae.